Molecule: messenger RNA, 6326 nt
Organism: Drosophila rhopaloa
Lineage: Eukaryota; Metazoa; Arthropoda; Insecta; Diptera; Drosophilidae
Gene: yl
Product: putative vitellogenin receptor
Exons: 5
Coding region: 177-6107 (1976 amino acids)
Molecular function (GO): calcium ion binding; protein binding
Source: RefSeq, a predicted model, not a curated record
CUUUUCCAGUGCCCGCCAAUUGACCUGAUCCCAUCCGCGGGAACUCCAUACUCGUUCAAUUCGCUUUCAGCUUUUCAAGCUGCAAGCCGUACUUUUACUUGUUGCUGUUCCCGUUUCAAAUCACAUUUUUCCGUCUGAAUUGUUAAUUGUCGAUAAAAUUGUGUGUUUUGUGUUGAAUGUUCCUGGCCGAGCACCAGCUGCCCCCCAGUGAGACACGGAUCCGGUCAGAGAGCCAGAAGAUGACCGCCGGCCGGCGAGGCCUCAACCUAACCUCGCAGACACGCGCUCGCCCUUCAAGUGGAGCCCAUGAUCCAGGAAUUGGCAACCACCGAAACCGGAUGGAUCCAAACGAUGGACUCGCAUCUCUUCGAACUGUGGCGCGCCACGUGGCUAUCGCGCUGCUCCUGCUCGUAAUCCUAAACGGUGUGACUGCGGCCCUCCCUCCGAAGUGCAAAGUGGGAAAUGGAGAGUUCCAGUGCAAGGACGGCGGCUGCAUCUUACAAGCGAAGAUGUGCGACGGACACGGCGACUGCAAGGACGGCUCGGAUGAAUUGGACUGCGACUACCGAAUGUGCCGAGCGCCACAUUGGUUCCCGUGUGCCCAGCCACACGGAGCCUGCCUGGCAGCGGAACUAAUGUGCAACGGCAUCUCCAACUGCCCCGGCGGCGAGGACGAGCUGAACUGCCCGGUCCGCUCCGGGUUCCGAUUUGGGGACACCCACCGCAAGCGCAACUGCAGCGAUUACGAGUUUAUGUGCCAGCAGGAUCGCACCUGCAUCCCGGCCGAGUUCAUGUGCGACGGACGGCCGGAGUGUGCGGACAAGUCGGACGAGGUGGCCGGGUGCACGCAAGCGGCGGCCAACUGCUCCUCCUCUGAGGGCUACCUCUGCGCCAACGGACGUUGCCUGCGCCGGACACAGUGGCUCUGCGAUGGCGUCGACGACUGCGGCGAUGGAAGCGACGAAAGAGGAUGCGCUAACCUGUGCCAACCCCAGAUGGGCAAAUUCCUGUGCCGUGACCGCGAAUCCUGCCUGCCCCUGAGCCAAGUGUGCGAUGGCCACAGCGACUGUUCCGACGGCAGCGAUGAGUCGGAAAGCUGCCACUCCAAGCCGGACUGCGAGGCCAAGAAGUGUGCGCCUGGGGCCGAGUGCCACAUGAUGCCGGCCGGAGGAGCCGAGUGCCACUGUCCGGCGGGAUUCCGGCGGGCCAAGUUUGAGGACAGGUGCGUGGACAUUGACGAGUGCCAGGAGCGAGAUGAUCUGUGUAGCCAGGGAUGCGAAAACACGUCGGGAGGAUAUCGAUGCCUCUGCGAUGAGGGCUAUCUGCUGGCCAACGAUAAUCGCACCUGUCGCGCCAUCAUUCACGACUCCGCGGAUCAGCAGCCCCUCCUACUGUACACCACCCAGAUGACCGUGAUGGGAAUGCACCUGCACGAGGACAACGUACGCAACCAUGUCUAUCAGGUGGCCGGAAAUCUGAGCAAGGUGAUUGGCGUGGCCUACGACGGCAGCCAUAUCUACUGGACCAACAUCCAGAACGAGGGGGAAAGCAUUGUGAAGGCCAGCGGCGAUGGUUCGCAUGCGGAGAUCCUACUGACCUCCGGCCUGGACGCCCCGGAAGACCUGGCCGUGGACUGGCUUACUCAGAACAUCUACUUUUCGGACAACAUAAUGCGGCACAUAGCCGUCUGCUCGAACGAUGGCCUCAACUGUGUCGUGCUGGUCACCCAGGAUGUUCAUCAGCCGCGAUCCUUGGCGCUGUGGCCACAGCGGGGUUUGAUGUUCUGGACGGAUUGGGGUGCUAAGCCCAUGAUAGCCCGUGCCUCCAUGGAUGGCACUCGAUCCCGACCGAUUGUUAGCGACAAUAUCCAUUGGCCCAAUGGCAUUGCGUUGGAUAUGCACCAGCAAAGGAUCUACUGGGUGGAUGCCAAGCUAGGGAGUGUCCAAACGGUGCGUCCCGACGGCACAGGACGACGUACGGUGCUGGACGGGAUGCUGAAGCAUCCGUAUGGCCUGGCCAUAUUCGAGGAUCAGCUGUAUUGGUCGGACUGGGCCACGAAGAGCGUGCACGCGUGCCACAAGUUCUCCGGCAAGGGUCACCGUAUCCUGGCGAAGGACCGCACCAUCUAUGCCGUCCACAUCUACCAUCCGGCCAAGCAGCCGGAUUCCAUUCAUGGCUGUGCAAAGGCCAGGUGCUCGCACAUGUGCCUCCUCGCCGAACCGGAAGUAGGUGGCCACAGUUGCGCCUGUCCGGAUGGGAUGCGACUGGCGCCGGAUCAGCAGCGCUGCACCCUGACGGAGAAGCGCCAGCGGCUGUUUGUGGGCCUGGGACAGGUGCUGCUGGAGAUCGAGCACACCGCCUUCGGGCGCCAUGUGGUGAGCAAGUCGCACACGCUGCCCUGCGCCAUCAACGAAAUGGUCUACAACCGGAUCAACGGCAGCCUCAUCAUAGCCGACAAUGACCAGCGAUUGAUCCUGGAGUUUCAGCCAGAGCAGCAGGAGACCAGCGUCCUGGUGCGCUCCAAUCUGGGCAACGUGAGUGCCCUGGCCUUGGACCAUCUCAGCCUAAAUCUGUACUGGGCGGACGUGGAGCGCGGUGUCAUCGAGCUGCUCUCCCUGCAGACGGGCCAUCGCGCCCUCAUUCGCUUCUUCCCGGGCCAGGAGGUGCCCAUCGGACUCAGUGUCAUGCCCGCGGAGGGCUAUCUGUAUGUGGUGCUCAAGGCCAGGCGGCACAGCCACAUCGACAGGAUACCGCUGAGCGGAAGGGGCGAGCAGGUGCACGUCUUCGAGGACGAUCUGGGCGAUGAUGACAUCAAGUUGACAGCCGACCACGAUACCCACACGCUCUUCUGGUCGGACAGCGACCUGGGCAGGAUUAGCUACUCGGACUACCGACAGCCGCACGGCCAAACCUUCCGAGGCAAGCUGAGGCGACCGUACAGUUUGGCCCUGGUGCAGCAGGAUCUGUUCUGGAGCGAGUUGGGCUCCCCGGGCGUUUACUGGACGCACAAGAGCAACAUGGGUCCGCGGAAGAGGAUCGACAUCGAGGCUAAGGGUGAUCCCGGUGCCAUCCUGCCUUUCGUGCCCAUUGCCGCGCCCGCCCGAAUUCCGCUGGCCGCCAGUGCGCCGGUCAGCCGGGAAACGCAUCCCUGCCAGCACCUGAACGGCGGCUGCUCGCACAUCUGCGUCGGUGAGGGUCCCUUCCACGCCGUCUGCUUGUGUCCGCCCGGAUUCGUCUACCGGGACGCGGGCAAUCGCACCUGCCUGGAGGCCCUGGACUGCGAGUUCCGGUGCCGCAGCGGCGAGUGCCUCACAAUGGCCCAUCGCUGCAACGGGCGACGUGACUGCGUGGACGACUCGGACGAGAUGGACUGCGACGAGGAGCACCGACGCAAGCCGAAGGUCCUCUGCUCGCCCAGGCAGUUCCCCUGCCACAGCGGGGAUCAGUGCGUGGACAAGCAGCAACGCUGCGAUGAGCACAAGGACUGCCACGACAACUCGGAUGAGCAGCACUGCGAAAAGUUUGACAAGACGAAGAAGUGCCAUGUCCACCAGCACGCGUGCGACAACGGCAAGUGCGUGGACUCGAGCCUGGUGUGCGAUGGAACCAACGACUGCGGCGACAACUCCGACGAGGCCAUGUGCGAGGCGCCCUCGGGAUGUGAGCCGGGGAUGUUCCAGUGCAGCAGCGGGUCCUGCAUCGCGGGCAGCUGGGAGUGCGACGGACGGAUCGACUGCAGCGACGGGUCGGACGAGCACGACAAGUGCGGCCACCGCAGCUGUCCGCCGGACAUGCACCGCUGCCUACUAGGCCAGUGUUUGGACCGGAGUCUGGUGUGCGAUGGCCACAACGACUGCGGCGACAGAUCGGACGAGCUGAACUGCGGACCGGGAUCCACGGCGUCCAAUAUAACCUGCGCCGAUGAGCAGUUCCAGUGCUCGAGCAAUCAGAAGCUCUGCCUGCCAUCUGUCGCAAGGUGCAACGGCACGGCCGAGUGUCCCCGUGGCGAGGAUGAGGCCGACUGCGGCGAGAUGUGCAGCAUCUCCGAGUUCAAGUGCCGCUCCGGACAGCAGUGCAUCCGGCGGGAGUUCCGCUGCGACGGGGAGAAGGACUGCGGCGACGGCAGCGACGAGCUGAGUUGCGAGCAGGAGAAGGCCAAUCACAAUCGCAACCAGAGCCAGAUUCAGCCCUGGAGCACUUCGGGACGGGCCUGCCGGCCAGAUCUCUACGACUGCCACGACGGCGAGUGUGUGGACAUGUCGCGGGUGUGCAACAGUUUCCCGGACUGUGCCAACGGCCGUGACGAGGGUCCGCAGUGCGCCACUGCCUGUCGAUCCGCGUCUGGUCGCAAGAUGUGCCAGCACAAGUGCCGGGCCACGCCAGCCGGCGCCGUGUGCUCCUGCUUCGAGGGCUAUCGCCUGGACGCAGAUCAGUCGAGCUGUAUGGACAUUGACGAGUGCCAGGAGCAGCAGCCAUGCGCCCAGCUGUGCGAGAACACGCUGGGUGGCUAUCAGUGCCAGUGCCAUCCGGACUUCAUGCUCCGCCAGGAUCGUAUCAGUUGCAAGAGCCUUCGAUCCGGCGCCACGCUGCUCUUCACCAGCUUUAACGAAGUGCGGAACAUGAGCGAGCAGCCGGUAAUGUUGUCGGUUGCCUGGUCAGCGAAUGACUCACGGAUCGCCGGCUUCGAUGUGGACAUGCAGCGGCAGAUGAGUUACUUCUCCUCCGACGAAGAGGAUGUGCUCUAUCAGUUCGAUAUGCGCAAGAAGUUGGUCGUGCGCGCCUUGGGUCUGCCAGCACCCACGAAAGUCUCCCUGGACUGGGUCACCGGCAAUGUGUAUGUGCUGAGUGGAGCGCAGGAGAUCCAUGCCUGCAGCUUCGAGGCGCGCAUUUGCGGCAGGAUAAUGCAAGUGAAGAGUCCCAAGCAUCUGAAACACCUUUCUGUGGAUGGCUACCAUUCCAAGAUCUUCUACAUAGCGAUACGCACGGAGGGCUUUGGCCAGACCAGCUCGGAGAUUCACAUGGCCAGGCUGGAUGGCAGUCGCCGGGAUAUGCUCCUGCAGAGGAGCGAGAGCUAUAUGACAGUUCUGACCACCGAUCCCCACCAGCAGCUGCUGUACUUCGUGGACCUGCACAAACGCACCCUAGAGCGGAUCAGCUAUAGGUUUAAGUCGCUGGGACCACAACGCAGACCGGAGAUAAUGCUGCAGAAGUCCAAUGCCCUGAUGCAUCCCUCUGGCUUGAGUAUGUUCGAGAAUAAUGCCUUCAUCGUGAAUCUGGGCUCCAUUGAAGCGGUGCAGUGUGCGAUGUACGGAUCCCGGGCCUGCAAGAAAAUCAAUCUGAAUGUGCUGAACGCGCAGGACAUUGUGGUGGCCGGCAGAUCCCGUCAGCCGCUGAAGGACUCGUACCCCUGCCUGCAUGCCCACUGCCAUGGGCUGUGCCUGCAGGGGGACUACGGAUACGAGUGCAUGUGCGGCAGCAUGGUAGUGGCCGAGGGCGAACGGUGUCCCCAUGGCUCCGGCAGCGAGGUGACCGUGGGCACCCAGGGCAACAGCCUAGAGCUGCAGCAGCAGCUCCAGACGGGCAGCCACUGGCUGAUGGCGCUCCUCGUACUGGCCGUUGGAUCACUGGUCGCCGGAUUGGGGUACAUGUACUAUCAGUACCGGCAGCGCGGCCACACGGAUCUCAACAUUAACAUGCAUUUCCAGAAUCCGCUGGCGACGCUCGGCGGCACCAAAGAGUUCCUGGAGCACGAGCGUUCCGAGGCCGGAGUUGGGUUCGCCCCGGGAUCGGGUACGGGCUCCAGCCGGGGCAGCAACGACACGUUCACCACCACCAGCGCCUCGUCCUCGUUCGUGCCGACUGCACUACAGCGAUUCCUGCGACCAGGAAGGCAGUCGUCCAGCGAUCCGAUGGCUCAGGAAUUACUUCUCGAGAGCCCCAGAGAAAACAGCCUACACUCGCUGGACGGAGGACGGCAAGGAGGCGGAGGCAGUCGGCAGGUCCCGGACAUACUGGUGGCAGAUAUUGACGACGAUGCCGCCAAUUCAGCUGGACAAUUCGGCGGAAGUCACGCCAGCAAUAAUGCGAAUGCACGAAUUGUGCCGUAAAUGAGGGACAACCCCAUCCGGAUCAGUUAUUUGUCAGUUAUAGUUGUUAAGUGUUAGUCGGUCUUGUUAUCACUCAAUGUAUUUAUUAUAGCGUUGUAAUUAAUAUCGUAUUUAUAUGUUAAUCGGUGAUUGGUACUGCUUUUUAUGCUGAUAUAUUUUUCAAACAUGGCUAAAUAAUAAGAAGUUAAACAAACUAAAAUUAAAGUGUUCUAAUUAUUA